Dentiscutata heterogama is the source of this 186-nucleotide messenger RNA. NCBI's taxonomy places the organism in Eukaryota, Fungi, Glomeromycota, Glomeromycetes, Diversisporales, Gigasporaceae. The record is from the annotation of a GenBank genome assembly.
AUAGAUUUUGAAAAUGGUGGCCUCAAUUAUACUUCAGUAGAAGCAAUUAUAAUUGAUAAACUUGUGGGUUGUUUUCAGAAUAAACGGUUAAGGCAAUCCUUUCCUGAACCUGAGCCUAUGUCUAUCUAUCUUCUGAAGUUUUUUGUCAAUGAUGCUUUCUUAAGAAGAGAUAGACGAAUUAUUUAG